CCGACAACACCGAACUCGCAAGAAUGCCGAAUACUCCACCAGUUUCGCAAGAAGAAUGGGUGAAAGUAGUGAAAAACCGGCUGCACACCAAUGGCUUCAGAAUUACAGACAUUUCUUUCUCAGAGCUGGAGAAGGAGAACAGAGGGUUCCUCGGAGAACAUUACAAGGCCAAGGUAACAAUCAGCAGAGGCGCCGAAGGAAAUGAUGAAACCAAAAUAUUGCGGUUUUUCUUGAAGAACUCCCCUCAAGAGGACGGCUCCCACGCAGACUUCGUUAGGGCAGGCAACGCAUACCAGAAAGAAACUUUCUUCUUCGAGACACUGAGGCCACUUCUCAGCAAGCACUUGAAGGGCACACCAGAAGAGACGUCGACGCUGUUCUCCGUGAUCAGCCCUUGCUACUACAUCAGACCGGACCUACUGGUGCUGGAGGACCUCUCCCCGCAAGGGUACUUCCAGCUGGAGAAACGCACCCUGCUCAACUACGAUCAGUGCCUGGCCGUGGUGGAAGCCCUGGCGCGUUUCAACGCCGCGUCGCUCAUCUUCGAGGAGAAGGAGUCCGCAGCAGGUGGGCGGCAGUGCCGCCUGGGAGACAUGUUCCCCAUCCUGCGAAAGGAUACCUUCUUUGACCAGCCGGAAGACACAGUGUACGGCCAGGCGAUGGCGGCCGGCGUGACCUGUAUGUCGGGCCUGAUCGAGCUGUCCGCCAAGUACGGCCGCGGCACGCCGAACCACGAGCUCGUCCAGGGCCGGCUGGACGCCACCAUGCGCAGCCUCUUCCCCCACUUGCGGCCGUCCGACAGCGAGCGGAACGUCCUCUGCCACCGAGACAUGUGGCUAAACAACAUUCUCUUCCGGUGUGAGCAGGGCAGGCUGUCGUGCCGGCUGGUGGACAUGCAGCUGAUAACGUACUGCCCACCGACCACCGACCUGAUGAUGCUGCUGUACCUGACGACGACGCGCGCCUUCCGGCGGCAGUUCGAGGCGCCGCUGCUGGCCGCCUACCACGAGACGCUGGCCGCGCUGCUGCGCCGCCACGGCCUCGACGUGGACCGCGUGCUGCCCUGGCCGGCCUUCCAGCAGUCCUGCCGCAAGGCGCGCCGCGUCGGCCUCCUCAUCGCCAGCUUCUACUGCCCAGUGUCCGCCUACUCCAAGUACGCUGCCGAGUACGACAUCUACGACUUCAUAGUGCGCGAUCGCACCCAGCAGACGCGAGAGGCCUACCUCACGGACGCACAGUACCGCUUCAGGGUCGACGAAGUCAUCGAGGAGAUGGUCGAAGACUACAUCCUCUAAGCACCUCUCGGAUAACCUGCUGUCGUUGUACUGAAGGGGUGGCGAUCUGCCACAAGCAGUUAAGGGAAAGAAGAUACCCAAGAAUCCAUCAUGAAACCACAUUACUUCAAGUACGUGUGUAGAAACCUCUCGUAAGAUGGCAGUAGUCUGAGAGGAAAACAGGUCUGUGAUACUAGGUAACUGAGGAAAUUAAAGUGGAUGUGGUUUCGGUUCUUAGA
Messenger RNA from Schistocerca serialis cubense, 1513 nucleotides. RefSeq lists its product as uncharacterized. The transcript has 3 exons. The record is from RefSeq and is a predicted model, not a curated record. NCBI's taxonomy places the organism in Eukaryota, Metazoa, Arthropoda, Insecta, Orthoptera, Acrididae. Bases 24 to 1295 code for a protein of 423 amino acids.